GAGUCAGCCGGGCCCCCCCCGGGUCCCCCCCCGGGCUGUCCCGCCCCCUCCGUGCCUAUCCCGGGCGGUGCCAUCGCCCCGCAGUGCCCUGAUCUGCGCUGCGCGACCCCACAGCCGCUGCCAUGCCGUCCCAGAUGGAGCACGCCAUGGAGACGCUGAUGUUCACCUUCCACAAAUAUGCGGGUGACAAGAACUACCUGAGCAAGGAGGACCUGCGUGCACUGAUGGAGAAGGAGUUCCCUGGAUUCCUGGAGAACCAGCGUGAUCCCAUGGCUCUGGAUAAGAUCAUGAAGGACCUGGACCAGUGCCGGGAUGGCAAAGUAGGCUUCCAGAGCUUCUUCUCGCUGGUGGCCGGACUGACCAUCGCCUGCAACGACUACUUCGUGGUGCACAUGAAGCAGAAGGGGAGGAAGUGAGAAAGGGCCCUGCAGCCCCAAUAAAGUGUUUUGUAUGA
Messenger RNA from Lagopus muta (rock ptarmigan), 454 nucleotides. It is a transcript of the gene S100A10, whose product is annotated as S100 calcium binding protein A10. Gene Ontology annotation, cellular component: cytoplasm. The transcript has 3 exons. NCBI's taxonomy places the organism in Eukaryota, Metazoa, Chordata, Aves, Galliformes, Phasianidae. Bases 123 to 416 code for a protein of 97 amino acids. The record is from RefSeq and is a predicted model, not a curated record. Gene Ontology annotation, molecular function: calcium ion binding.